AUGUGUUUUAGAGAUUCUGGUGAGACCUCGGAAGCUCCUGUAAGGAUAAGGCGGCGCCAGCCCACUAAUGUUGGUGGUUGGUCGAGCUCACCACGAUCUUCUUACCCUGGACCCAUCAGCGAGCCAGGUGACAGCAACUCAAGACGAAAUACAUCAGGAAAAUCAAGAUCGCGAGUCGUCUCCAGCUAUGAUAGAAAUAGAGGGGGGAGGGCACCCGAUGAACCAUUGCAGGAUUUACUACUACCGACGAAGACCAAAAAAGAUGGCACCUCGAAAAAGGCAAAGAAUCUACAAGGAUCCGUCGCCGAGAAGCGACCUUCCGAGUUUGAAGAUAUCGUCUUCAACAUAGAACUCGAUCUUGAAGAAGAUGUCGUUGCUGAGCUUGAGCAAUUCGUUCUAUUUGCGCGCCUUGGGCUCGAUGAUAAAUGCCAUACGAUGUUCAAGGAAACUCUCGAGCCUUACACUUGGUGCUUUCCAGUGUUUGCUGAGUACGCGGAAUUUUUGGUUCGUACGAUGAAUAGAGAGGCACUGCGCCAGCUCCUCAAGAACCCUGGCACAAAAGCCUUUGCAGCAGAUGAGCUAGAGCUGCUCAUGGUACUUGAGCCAUUGUCUCGCUUGUCAGAUGAUACAGAUAAGAACCAGCAGCUGGUCAAAAGGUUCGACGAAAAGUAUCUGCCGGACUGUCCACGGCUUCAAGCGAUGCUCAAUGCCGAAAGAGACAAGCACAAAUCGAGCAUGGAAUACUUCAGCGGAAGUUACAAGGUCGACGAUCAACGCAAAAAGCAGCCGGAGGAGUUGAGCAAGCCCGGUUCCGUCAAUCUCGACACUGGAAAAAGCGCACAGGAGCAAGCUUUUGAGACCUAUUGUGCACUUAAGGCUUCUGUGAGAAGUGUGAAGCACGUUUGGAAACCCCUGAUGUCUUAUCAUCAAGAGUCCUUGAGGGAGGGAAACCUUUGGCAAGCUCAAAGCAGCUUUGUGACGCUCGUUAAGAACAUGCGUCCUCUGCCCUCACUCGACCCGAUGUGGUCUGAGUUCGGGUCUACCUGUAACCGUCAGACUCCUAACGACUCGGCAGAGGUUGAUCUCUCCUUUGUGACUGCUCUCAACGCCUAUUGUGAGUACAGAAUUUGGGAAGUUUACAAAUCAAUGCACGAAAUGGAUGACACGCAGCGGUAUCAUGAGCGUCCAACAAUCGUUGGACAGCUCACCAGCUUAUGUGCUGCACUACUAGAUGGUGGCAAUCGGCUGAAGCGGCAGCUAGAUGAGGUUGGCGAAGCUCAAGGUGGAUUGUUUGAAGCAUGGAGAAAAAACAGUCUUGGACUCUGUAAAUGUGUACGCACAUCCAUCGAAGCACCGGAGACUCAGGAUUGGGAAUUUCUUGAUACAGCAGAAUGGUCGGCUGGAUCAGAGAUGUUUAACCACACAAUGGAUCAUGAAAGCUGUGUGGCGCAUCUCAUCGACGCACAGAAUUUGCUCAGCCGCAUCAGGAUUGUUCGAGCGAGCCACAUAUACUAG
Molecule: messenger RNA, 1515 nt
Organism: Cyphellophora europaea CBS 101466
Lineage: Eukaryota; Fungi; Ascomycota; Eurotiomycetes; Chaetothyriales; Cyphellophoraceae
Exons: 1
Coding region: 1-1515 (504 amino acids)
Source: RefSeq, a predicted model, not a curated record